Messenger RNA from Triticum turgidum subsp. durum (durum wheat), 534 nucleotides. The record is from the annotation of a GenBank genome assembly. Lineage: Eukaryota; Viridiplantae; Streptophyta; Magnoliopsida; Poales; Poaceae.
AUGGCCGCCGAGAAAUAUCCGUCAUCGGUGGAGGCUGUGGCCGGCGAGGAAUGUUCACGCGCCGCCAAAGGGCUCGACUGCUCCGAGGGAGAUAAGAAGGCGGCGGCGGCGGCCGGCAGCGAAGUAGAGGCGACUCCAGCGAAAAAGAUGUGGCGGUUGCCGCUGGAGGAGAUCGAGUGGAUCCUCGCCCAGUCGAACGAACCUGUCUGUGCUGAGUUUCGGGCCCUCAAGCGCGCCAAUCCGUCGCUGCUGCCAUCGCCUGAGGAGAAGGACGAGUCAACGGUGCUGCUGUACGCAUGUGCCCGCGACUGCUAUGAGGAUGAAGAGAAGUUCACGCGAUUCCAGGCCUGGGUCCGCAGCGAGUACAACUCCAAAGGAUUCGUGGAGGUCGACUACGACUACUUCGGUGAAAGGGCCGAGGCGACGAGGCUGAGCGAGGAAGCACGGGAGGAGGUGUUCAGAGACACGGAUCUUUCUUCAGACAGCGAGGACGGCGACGAGUUGAAGCUUCUCAAGACGACAAGCUGGGUCUGA